UGUUUACAACAGAAUUCUAAAAAAGUGUAUUUAAACACACCAAAAUUAAAUUCAGGUUUAUAUGACCAAGUUUAUAUCCAAUUUAGUAGAUUCUUUAUGCAAAAACAUGAUUACCAAAAAGAUAACAAGGAAAAAUUUAUACCUUUUGAUAAGUUGAGCACAAUCCGCAGUGAUGAAGCUAGACGAAGUGUUCUAGUCCAAGUCAAUUCUGAAGAAUCCUUCAAUGAACUUCAAGCUUACUGCUCACAAUACGGAGACGUCCAAAAAACCUAUCACUUUGUCAUCAGCACAGGUCAUUUCAUGCUUGUUGAAUUCCUCAAAGAAUCGGACGUGGCCACAGUAUUAAAAAACAGCAACCACAUCUCUGGUGCAAGCAUUCCUACCCAAUCUCCAUUUCUGUGGUUUCGAGCACCUACUUCUAAAUCAACAAAGAAGAAGUCACAAGCCUCAAAUAAAAUACUUACCAUUAAUGGUUUAAGUUUUAUGACAGAUAAUGAAGUCAAUUCUUUAUUGCAUUCUGCCCAGGAUGUAAAUGAGCAGAUAUUAAUGUUGUACAAGGCGACUUGUUUAAAUGAAUUAGAGAUUAGACUGAGAUACUUCACAGCAAGACAGGUGGAGCUUGUUUUGUCUGGUUUGUUUCCAAAUGUGAAUGUUCGUCCUUUUGGAUCAUCUGUUUCAGGAUUUGGUAAACAAGGAUGUGAUCUGGAUUUAGUUUUGAGGCUAGAUCAGGAAAAAGCUCAGAAUGAAGAUUCAAGAUUUGUGUUCCACACAAAAACCACUUUAAAUAAUGGAAGAACAAACACUCAACGUCAAAUGGAAGUUGUAGGUGAUUUGUUACAAUUAUUUACACCUGGUUGUGCUAACGUACGCAAAAUACUGCAGGCAAGAGUACUAAUCAAGUAUUACCAGGAAUACGUCGGUUUGGAAUGUGAUUUGUCCAUGACCAACCUAACCGGUGUGUACAUGUCCGAAAUGUUAUACAUAUUGGGUAGCAUCGAUGCUAGAGUUUGUCCUUUGGUGUUCACAAUAAGAAAAUGGGCAAAGAGUGUCGGUUUAACAAAUCCUUCACCAGGUCGUUGGAUAUCAAAUUUUUCCUUAAGCUUGUUGGUAAUUUUCUUUUUGCAGCAGGAAAGACAGAAUGGUGCAGUUUUGCCUAAGGUCAAACAUCUUAUAGACAAUGCAGGUAAAGAAGAUUGCCGUAUAACCGAAGACCACAUCAACUGCACAUUCCUCCGAGACAUAAACAACCAACAAAUUUGGAACCUCAAUAACACAGACACUCUCUACGAACUCCUCAUGAAAUUCUUUGACUUCUAUUCCACAUUUGACUUCAACAGCCAUGCGAUAUCCAUCAUCAAAGGCAUCCAAGUUUCCAAACCAGAUCAUUCACCAAUGUACAUUAUAAAUCCUCUAGAACCCCAAUUAAAUGUUAGCAAAAACGUUAGUUAUGAAGAAACCCAAAGAUUCAAAAUAGAAGUUAGAAAUGCCUCCUGGAUUUUAGAAUCCGUAGCUGAUCGUGAUGUAGAUAGAAAUAAACCAUGGGGCAUACUGAGUAUCUUUCAAAAUCAUCAGUCUACUUUAAAGAUACCUAAUUUUUUGCUCAAUCAAGAUAAACCGAGGAUGGUGGAGGUUAAACAGUUGUUUGAUGAUGAACAACAUGUUGAAUUGAGGAAUGAUAAUGUUAAGAAACAAAUUGAGAAUAUUAAAAGGGCGACGUUGAAUGAAAUUAAGAGAUUUAAAAGUCCAAGAGCGAGACGAAGGUGAAUAUAAUUUGUAAUUUAUAGUCACAAA
This is a messenger RNA of Ctenocephalides felis (cat flea), 1791 nucleotides long. It is a transcript of the gene MTPAP, whose product is annotated as poly(A) RNA polymerase, mitochondrial. Gene Ontology annotation, molecular function: poly(A) RNA polymerase activity. NCBI's taxonomy places the organism in Eukaryota, Metazoa, Arthropoda, Insecta, Siphonaptera, Pulicidae. The record is from RefSeq and is a predicted model, not a curated record. Gene Ontology annotation, biological process: mitochondrial mRNA polyadenylation.